Saccharomyces kudriavzevii IFO 1802 is the source of this 3696-nucleotide messenger RNA. It is a transcript of the gene SYT1, whose product is annotated as Arf family guanine nucleotide exchange factor SYT1. The transcript has a single exon. The record is from RefSeq and is a predicted model, not a curated record. Gene Ontology annotation, molecular function: guanyl-nucleotide exchange factor activity. Gene Ontology annotation, biological process: regulation of ARF protein signal transduction. NCBI's taxonomy places the organism in Eukaryota, Fungi, Ascomycota, Saccharomycetes, Saccharomycetales, Saccharomycetaceae. The coding region runs from base 1 to 3696 and encodes 1231 amino acids.
AUGAACCAGUCUAUCUCGUCAUUGAUCAAGCUUAAGUUCCUUCAUAGUAAUGAUAAAAGUGGCAACAAGAAAGGUGGUGCCAAUGCUUCAACAGAUACAGACAGGAUAAGUGAACACGAAGGUUAUAGGAGUCCCUUCAUUCAACUUGCAGAAAUACAAGAACAUACCAAUAAUGACGACGAUAAACCAAACCUCAAGGAAUUUGAGCCUAUAAAAAAACAUAGCAAAUUAAGCAGAAUACGGCGUAAGAUGAGUAGGUUAGAUUUGAAUUUUAAAUCAAGCAGUGAAAAAGGCUCUGAAGACGACGAAACCGCCGAUUCUCAACAGAUUGGUAAUGGACAAGACUUCGAUGAAAGGCAUUCCAAACCGGGAAAUGACGCACACUCAGUGGAGAAAGUAUCUGAACUCAAUCUCGAGAAGACCACCCUUAUUAAUUCCGGGAUCAAUAAGAAGAAUUCAACACAUACUUCUCUUUCACUUAGUCCUGUGAAACCAGCCAUGGAAAAAUUUCCCAGCUCCAAUAGAUUUUCAAGAAAUUACAGAAAAUCGCAAGAGUACUCUCUAUGUAAUGGCGAAAGACUAGCCUCAACGCUUCCUAUAGUGAGCAGAAUAUCCACAUCUUCUUCCGUCGGUUCGUCUACGACGGCUUCAAGGUAUUUCAACCCAUCAAAAAGAGCAGUUGCUGCAUCAUCAUCAUCAUCGUCAUCAUCAAUGAAGUUCAAUCCACUGCACACCAUUCCCGUUGAUGCAUCGCCUCAAAUUGAACUAACAAAACAUCAAGAUGAAGCUUCCAAAAAGAGAUUUGGGAGAAGACGUAGUAGGACCGUUGACGUAUCUGACUAUAUAAACAAGAAUAACACGUCAAGAAACAAGACUCCACUAUCUCCACCCUUAUUCAUUAGAACCAUUGACGAGAAAAAUACAAAUGCUCGCACGUCAGUCACCAUGAGGUCACACGGACCCCUUUUAUGCGAUGAAAAUAAUAUUUCAAGUAGCGCUACAAAUCAGUUGGAUACAAGUUAUUCAGACUAUCAGAGGUUAUCAAGAUCUAGAUCGCAAAGUACAUCUUUUGUUCAAAAUAAGGGUAGUAAGAGGAAAUCCGUUGAAGAUGAAAAUUAUACCGGCAAAUUAAGCUUACCUCAUGGGUCAGGUCCUACUUCAGUCUAUGACAAUAAAAGCAACGCAAAUUCCACUGUCACAGGCAUGUCAAGAAGAAGCAGUUCGAUUGUGAAUGCUUUAAGCAGUUUCGUUAACCUUCGUUCUUCCAGUUUAUCAUCUUCCAAACAGCAGCACCUUCAGCAGCAACACCAGCUACAGCAAAAACUAGACGUAUCGCUAGAUGAUCUGCCACCGAUCCCUGCUCCCGAAUUUAGUGAUUCAUGUAAAGAUUUUUUGGUCAAAUUAGCACCAUAUGGAAAGUUCAUUGGUGUCAUUUUAACCGAGAAGGAGGACGAAUUCAAAAAAAAUUGUCUGAGCUAUUUGCUAGCAAACUGUUUCGAAUUCAAAACCGAUCCCCUAGACAUUGCCUUGAGGAAACUCUUGAUGUUUUUGGAGCUACCAAAGGAAUCUCAACAAAUUGAUAGGUUGAUAAUGGCAUUCAGCGUUUCAUAUUAUAAGGCCCAAAAAAGCUUUUCAAAAAAGAAGGCAGUGGAGUGUCCUUGGCAUAAUGCUAAUCAAGUUUACUUCAUAACAUUUUCCUUGUUGAUGCUGCAUACAGAUUAUUUCAACCCUAACAACAAAUGUAAAAUGACAAAGCAUGAUUUCGUGGACUUAGUUCAUAACGACAAAUACUCAAACGGUAACGAAAUUCCUAUAGAUGUGCUGACGUAUUUCUAUGAGAAUGUCACUGCCAAAGAGUCACCCAAAUUCAAUUAUUUUGUAAUGUCGCCGAUGGCUUUGGACAAUAGCAUCUUUGAUAAAGACACAUUUGAUACAAAUUUUGCUAUCACGUUAUCAUCCAACUCCAUGUAUUCUCCAAUAGAUAUGAUAAGAAAUGGUAGCAUACAAUCUAAAGAGUCUUCUCUUUCACCAAACUUCUAUCCACUAACAAAUACAACUAGUGGAUCCGGCAUCGUUCCAUCGACAACAGGUUCAUCAGGCCCACCUAACACGCCGAACAACGGGACGAACUUUGCAGCUGCCAACAAUAAUAGUAAUAGACCGGCGUCUAACUCGAUAUCGUCUUACUUUUCAUAUAAUCCAAGCUCUAGUUCCAGCGGAAAUGCCACGUUGGUUCAAGAUGACAUUAACAUCUAUGCACACAUUGCAAAUGAUUCGCUAAAUGCAGCGAACUUAUUUUCGGAGGUCUCAAAGUAUUGGAAUAAGAAUAUCAUGAAAACGAAUUUGCUGAGGAAGGAGGAACACAGAUACGAGAAGUACUAUAGCAUAUUGAAUGAUACCAAAGGUGGAUAUUUGCGUUUCCAUAAAAGUCAAUUGAAUAAACUGAAUUUAGCUAAUUUUGAAAUACUGAAUGAUAAUAAUCGACCCGGUUAUAAGAAUUCAGAUUAUAAGUAUUGUAAAAUUCUUCAAAUGGGAGGAAUAAUGAACUUGGGUAUGCCCGGCAGAAAGUUUUCUAUUGUCAAUUCUGGUAGGAUCCAUUGGAAAAAGGAAUUUGCGAUAUUGACGUCGUUCGGGCUUUUACUCUGUGACAAAAUGGAUUGGAUAAAUCCCCAGAUGAUGAAGGAUCCAAAAUCGGGAACUUCGAACUAUAUAAUUGAUUUCAAAUCUGGCUUUUCCUUCGUCCCAGGAAAUAUGAUUGAUGUUUAUAACGGGUUGUUCGCUGAUUAUGAACAAGAUUCAUUGGGGAAGUCGCAUUUUGCAAGUUUAGUGCUUCCAUAUUCGCACCAACAUCCUGCGGCGAGCCAUACGAACAACGCGACGGCAUCAAGUGGUAUUCACAGAAAUAGUGAAGGGGUUUUCGACACAUCUUCGGAUGAAAGAGAAGAUAGUACCAGUUCUACCGUUAGCGCCGGCAGUAAGAGUGACAGUGACAGUGGCACAGAUAGUGUUUCGAGUGCAGAAGAUCAACACAUUGUGAACGCUGAUGAUAAUAAAGUGAACAAUCCUGAGAAGGAUGUGCUUUCAACCCUUCGAAAUGAAAAUGCCGAUUGUUCAUUAUACUUACAUACAUGCCACCGAAAUUUCAUCUGGAAAUGUGCUAACAAGUAUGAGAGGGACAACUGGAUUGAUGCGAUUAACUUAUUUUCGGCAUACGAUGGAUGCUAUGUGGAAAUCGGUAGUAUAGCAAACACAAUUUGUAAUAAGAGAAAGCUCACCGUUUCGCAAAGGAUGGAAAGACUAAAGUCUAUCAAAUCGGCAAAAUGGGAGAAAAUGAGAAAAUGUGAAAGCACUCUAACAUUACUAGGGAAAUGUGUGCCUAUCAGCACCAAAACCAAGACGGAUAUGAUAAACCGCAUAAGGCAGCUGGCUGUCAGGAUGGAUUGGUUGAUCUACGAAAUCAAAAGAAAUGAGUUGUUUCUAAGCAUCAUAGAGGAAGUGACACAUAAACGGCAGGUUGGAAAAAGUGUUAUAGAAGAUGAUAAAGGGGAAGAGGAGGGUCUUAUCAAAGAUGCCGAUAGUGAUGUCAUUGAUGAUAUUGAGGAAAGCUUUUUAUUCAAUCAAGAUAGUUUGCAAGAGUGUGUGAACGACAGUAGUUGCAGUGAAUGCAGUGAAUGCAGUGAAUGCAGUGAUCAAUAA